Molecule: messenger RNA, 300 nt
Organism: Emiliania huxleyi CCMP1516
Lineage: Eukaryota; Haptophyta; Isochrysidales; Noelaerhabdaceae
Exons: 2
Biological process (GO): regulation of DNA-templated transcription
Cellular component (GO): nucleus
Molecular function (GO): DNA-binding transcription factor activity, RNA polymerase II-specific; RNA polymerase II cis-regulatory region sequence-specific DNA binding
Source: RefSeq, a predicted model, not a curated record
CGCAACGGUCCGGAGCGCAAGGAGUGGACGGCUGAGGAGGAUGAUGUCAUCCGAACCGGCGUCGCCACUCACGGCCUGCGCUGGCGCAAGAUUGCCCAGAUGCUGCCGGGCCGCUCGGACGACGCGGUGCGCAACCGGUGGAACCGGCUCAAGGGCGAGGCGUGGGAGGAGGCGAGGGUCUCUUGGACUCGCGCGGAGGAUGCGAUCAUUGUCAACUCAGUUGCGGAGGUUGGGCACAAGUGGUUCCAGAUUGCGCAACGGCUGCCUGGCCGCACGGACCACGCCAUUCGCAACCGCUAC